CCAAACUUGACCCGGCGUCCAGGUCUCGCGAGCGAGCUCGGAAGUGUUUGCUGCCGCUCUCAUGAUGCGUCCGCUAAACUGCAUCGUCGCCGUGUCCCAGAAUAUGGGCAUCGGCAAGAACGGGGACCUGCCCUGGCCCCGACUCAGGAAUGAAUUCAAGUAUUUCCAAAGAAUGACCGCAACCUCUUCAGUAGAAGGUAAACAGAAUUUGGUGAUUAUGGGUAGAAAGACCUGGUUCUCCAUUCCUGAGAAGAAUCGACCUUUAAAGGACAGAAUUAAUUUAGUUCUUAGCAGAGAACUCAAGGAACCUCCACAAGGAGCUCAUUUUCUUGCCAAAAGUUUGGAGGAUGCCUUAUCACUUAUUGAACAACCAGAAUUAACAAAUAAAGUGGACAUGGUUUGGAUCGUGGGAGGCAGUUCUGUUUAUAAGGAAGCCAUGAACAAACCAGGCCAUCUUAGACUGUUUGUGACAAGGAUCAUGCAGGAAUUUGAAAGUGACACAUUUUUUCCAGAAAUUGAUUUCGAGAAAUAUAAACUUCUCCCAGACACCAUGCCAGCCUGUCCUCCAAGGCUCUGCCCUCAUUCAUCUUGCCUGGAAGAAAUCUUUCUGUCUCACACUAUUUCACACUAGGCUCCAACCAAACCAGCAAGCCCAAAUAUUUUAUACCAGCAGUUUUCUGCUUAAUGAGGCGCAAACAGACUUCUCCUUCUAGUUGACAACGUUCCACAAGACAAUGUAUUCAAAGAGGAUUAAAGACCAGAGAAGCCUUUGAGGCAGUAGUUAGCUCCAGAGCUGAGACAGAGAUGGAUGCCCCUCACUGUGGACAACUUGAAGUCGGUUCUUGAUGGGCUGACGUUUCCUCCUCUGCCCCCCUUACUUCCUGACUGUCCAAUAGGAUCCUGGCAUAUUGGUCCACAUUAUUUGUACGUUCCUCUCCUCCUGAUCCUGUGCUUCCUGUAGAGUCUUCAUUUUAUUUUAGUUGUGGUUGUUUCUUACGGAUACCUGUUCAAGAACUCUGUUUACCUCUUUCUUAGACCUUCUAUCAAAUCAUCUCUGUAUUAUUCUCGUGAUCCUUUGUCAGUUCACAUCUUAUGUUUAUUCUUAUUCAUUGGCUUCCUUAAUGCUUGAAGAUUCUAGAGGGGAGUCUCUGUCUGGAUGGUUCAUAACAAAUAGAUGGUAUUUCCAAAUCCCGUUAGACUUAAACUCAGAGUUCAAAUGUGGGCUCUUAGGUCGUUUUCUCUUCAGAAAAGUUUGGAAUUAGGAUUAUGAGGUAGUUAUAAUCAUUAUUAAAACAAACUGAAUAUGUGAAUAUUGUGGAAGGUAAAAUUAAUCCUAAGCAGAAUUAAAUUUUAGUUUCACAGAGAAGAUUAACAUUAAUACUAUGGCUAGUGACCAUACCAGCCAACAGCAUAGUUAUUUCUAAGUUAUUAUUAUUCAAAGUUUACAAAUAACUUUGAUACUUGCCUUUUAUCUUAUUAACUGACAGUCUUGAUACUCUUGAGAAUUUUACACACACACAAAAAUGUAAAUGUUGCUUUUUGAUGACUCAUUCCAAAGGUUUAUAGUUGGCCUAGUAAAAUCAUUUCUUUAAAAAAAGGAAAAAAGCUAUACUGCUACUAAAACAGUGGAAUAGAAACAGCUUAGAAAAUGGUUAGUAAAUAGAAGCAUAGCUUCUCCCCCUGAAAUGUAAAUUAUUCAAGAGAAAACACCUUUUUCUCUUCCUUACACGUUGUUAUGCUAUUGUUACUUCAUGUCUCUAAUUAUAAUUUUUAUCAAAAUGGCAUAAUCUCUAAUUGGUCAACAAAAAGUUAAUGCCUAUUAUUACUCAUCAAUGUGUUGGAUAGCAUAAGAGAUUUAAAUUUUUUCCUGUAUUAUCCCUGCCCUACAGUGAGUUUAGAAAAUAGUUAAGGGGACAGAACAAACUAGUAAUAGUAAUGGUUAACAUUUGUAGAGCAUUUAAAGUAAUGAACUCACGAUGCUAAAUUCUUUAUAAGAAGAAAGACUUUUAUUGAUAGCCAAGUGUCACGCAGCAGAACCAGAGUCAAACACAAGUCUGAUUAGAGCAGGGGUUCCUCACCCCACCUUGAGCACACUGGGGUGCCGCCCGCACAGUACUGAGGACGUGUGCCAGGAUUUGGGUUGUAGACUGAGUGGUCAGAAGAGCCUUCAGUGGAGGACCUGGGUUUUGUUUUUUUGUUGGUGGUAGGUGUUUUUUCAGUGGAAAAAAUUGUUUUUAUUGUGGUAAGAAUGCAGCAUGAGAUACACCCUCAACAGAUUUUUCAGUAUACAAUACAGAUUAACUACAGGUACAGUGUUGCACAGCAGAUCUCUAGAACUUAAUCAUCUUGCACAACUGAAACUUUAUACCCUUUAAACAGCAACUCCCUGUUUCUCCUUUCCCCUAGCCCCUGUCAACCACCCUUCUACUCUCUGUUUCUAUGAGUUUGACUAUUUUAGAUACCUCAUAUAAGUAGAAUCAUGCAGUAUUUGUCCUUCUGUGACUGGCUUAUUUCACUUAGCAUAAUGUCCUCCAAGUUCAUUCAUGUUGUUACAUAUGGCAGGAUUUCCUUCUUUUUCAAGGCUGAAUAAUAUUCCAUUGUAUGUAUAUACCAAUUUCUUUAUCCAUUCAUCUGUCAGUGGACAUUUAGAUUGUUUCCACAUCUUGGCUACUGUGAAUAAUGCUGCAAUGAACAUCGGAGUGCAGAUAUCUGUUCAAGAUCCUGAUUUGAGUUAUCAAAAAAAAAAAACACAAGAGAUAACAAAUGUUGGCGAGGAUGUGGAGAAAUUGGACCUCUUGUACACUAUUGGUGGGAAUGUAAAAUGGUGCAGCCACUAUGGAAUACAAUAUGGUGGUUCCUCAAAAAAUUGAAAAUAGAAUUACCAUGUGAUCCAGCAAUCCCACUUCCUGGUAUAUACCCAAAGGAGGGCCUGGAUUUUAAAUUGGAAGCUGGAGGGAACACAGACCUAAGUGAGAGUUAGGGAGUGGAAAAGAUCAGAUAAACAGUGAUUCUAGUAGAGGAAUUCCAACAAGCCACACACUGGGGAUAGAGCACUGUGGUGUCCAUUGAUUAAACAGAAAUCAAGAAUCUCUAACCAUGCACCACACAUAACUUCAGUUCUGCUCUAGACAGCUAAAGAUUGUGUUUUUCUUUUGCUCACACAAGAAAUUUGAUGCCAAGUGUAAGACUUGCAUAAAGUUCUUAAGGAAUUUCAUAUUAGCUGGAUGAUAAGUGGAAAGAUAAAAGAGAAACUGCCAAUAGUGGUUAGUUUGGGGGAGAAUAAAGAGUCAGAAGGAAAAGAGGAGAAGAAAUUACACUUUUUUUUUCUUAAUGUAACGUCACUAUUAUUUUUUUUUUUGCUGAGGAAGAUUUGCUCUGAGUUAACAUCCAUUGCCAGUCUCCCUCUUUUCUUCCUUUUCCUUUUUUUUUUUUAGUGUGAGCCGCCACCACAGUAUGGCUGCUAACAGAUGAGUGGUGUAGGUCCACACCUGGGAACCAAACCUGGGCUGCCAAAGCGGAGCGUGCCGAACUUAACCACUAGGCCACCAGGCCUGGCCCAGAAAUUACACUUUUUGCUUUCUAACUUUCUAUACAGUUUGAAAUGUUUUCUUUUCAUUUGCAUAUGUAGUAUGUUUGCAGAAUAUUAACCCAACUUAACAGUGGCUUACCAUUGUGAAGAAAGAAGGGAAGACUUUUAUUUACUUUGUGCAUUCUUGAUGCCUUUUGGCUGAAAGUCAGGGAAGCUAUAUUUUUAAUUGAUACAUUAUUUAAUUAUAUAUA
Messenger RNA from Diceros bicornis minor, 3780 nucleotides. RefSeq names its product dihydrofolate reductase (gene DHFR). NCBI's taxonomy places the organism in Eukaryota, Metazoa, Chordata, Mammalia, Perissodactyla, Rhinocerotidae. The record is from RefSeq and is a predicted model, not a curated record. Gene Ontology annotation, molecular function: NADP binding; dihydrofolate reductase activity. The coding region runs from base 62 to 631 and encodes 189 amino acids. Gene Ontology annotation, cellular component: mitochondrion. The transcript has 6 exons. Gene Ontology annotation, biological process: tetrahydrofolate biosynthetic process; dihydrofolate metabolic process; folic acid metabolic process.